This is a messenger RNA of Exophiala viscosa, 1308 nucleotides long. RefSeq names its product ubiquitin-activating enzyme E1 C. Gene Ontology annotation, cellular component: nucleus; cytoplasm. Gene Ontology annotation, molecular function: NEDD8 activating enzyme activity. The record is from RefSeq and is a predicted model, not a curated record. NCBI's taxonomy places the organism in Eukaryota, Fungi, Ascomycota, Eurotiomycetes, Chaetothyriales, Herpotrichiellaceae. The transcript has 2 exons. Gene Ontology annotation, biological process: protein neddylation. The coding region runs from base 1 to 1308 and encodes 435 amino acids.
AUGUCAAUACCAAUAUCAGCACUCCUCACCAAUGGGGCUGCCACAGUCCCUCGCGAUCGAUGGUCAUACCUUGAUCAUGUCCUGUCGACGACGUCACCUUACGCUGGUGAAGAAUUUGUCCCUGGCGAAGAGACUAUCAGUGCCCUGGAAUCCUCACGAGUUCUGGUCAUCGGCGCCGGUGGCUUAGGCUGCGAGAUCCUAAAGAACCUAGCCCUCUCCGGCUUCAAAGACAUCCACGUGAUUGACAUGGACACCAUCGACGUGUCGAACCUAAACAGACAGUUCCUCUUCCGGCAGUCGGACGUGGGCAAAUCAAAAGCCGAAUGUGCAGCAGCAUUUGUCGAACGACGAGUUCCUGGCGUCAAAAUCACCCCUUACAACGGUAAAAUCCAAGACAAAGACGAAGAGUACUACAUGCAAUUCAAACUGGUAAUAUGCGGUCUCGACAGCAUCGAAGCCCGACGCUGGAUCAAUGCCACACUAGUGGACAUGGUAGACAUGGAGAACCCGGAAUCUCUCAAACCUCUCAUCGACGGCGGUACCGAAGGUUUCAAGGGCCAAGCUCGUGUCAUUCUCCCAACCCUCACAUCAUGUAUCGAAUGUCAAUUAUCCAUGCACGCACCCCGCGCCGCUGUACCUCUUUGUACGCUGGCCACUAUCCCUCGACAACCCCAACACUGUAUCGAAUGGGCACACAUCAUCGCAUGGGAGGAGCAGCGCAAAGGCGAACCCCUCGACACCGACGACCCAGAGCACAUCACGUGGCUGUACACCACGGCGCUGGCUCGAGCCAAGCAAUUCAACAUCUCCGGCGUAACGUACUCCAUGACCCAAGGCGUGGUCAAGAACAUCAUCCCAGCAAUUGCUUCGACCAACGCCAUCAUCGCAGCGGCAUGCUGCAACGAAGCCCUCAAGAUCGCCACGUCAUGUGCACCAUUCCUCGAGAACUACAUGAUGUACACGGGCGAUUCGAACGACUCGGGUCUGUACACGUAUACUUUCGCCGCGGAGAAAAAGGACGACUGCCCCGUGUGUGGCAACAUUGCGCAGAACAUGACUAUCGACUCGGAGGCCACCCUAGAAGAAUUCCUGGGAAGUUUGGCGGAGCGGGCAGAAGCACAAUUGAAGAAGCCUAGUAUCAGGACCGAAGCAAAAACGCUAUACGUACAGGCACCCAAGAGUUUGGAGGAGCAGACGAGGCCGAACCUGUCCAAGAAGAUGAGGGAGCUGCUAAGUGACGGUGAAGAGGUGGGUGUUUCGGACCUUGCAUUUCAGAUUUCGUUCAAAUACAGGCUCGUGUUCAAGUGA